Fusarium redolens is the source of this 1395-nucleotide messenger RNA. RefSeq lists its product as uncharacterized. The record is from RefSeq and is a predicted model, not a curated record. The transcript has a single exon. Lineage: Eukaryota; Fungi; Ascomycota; Sordariomycetes; Hypocreales; Nectriaceae. The coding region runs from base 1 to 1395 and encodes 464 amino acids.
AUGGUGACCGCAUCUUUCGCCAGACUUUUCUCUUUCCCCGAAGAGAUCAUCGACGCAAUAUGUCAGACGCUCUGCUCCCACUGCGGCAAGAGAGCCUGUCCUCGACAGUUCUUUCGUUACGAUAAGCAGAAGCCGGCUCAUGACGGAAAUUGUUUAUUGGCCUUAUCUCUGACAUGCAAGAAACUGAGGCGUAUUUCCCAACCGCAUUUGUAUCAUCGACCGAUGGGACGCGAUUUCAUUGAUUUCAUCGAAACCCUCGGUAGAACCCCAGCUCUUGGUCGACAUGUCAAGGAGCUCUGUGUAGACGAUCAAGUGAUUGGGUAUUUGUUUCGUCAAUACGAUGAACAAGUCGGAUUUCUUGCAAAGUGCGAUAAACAGUACGGCACUAAUCUGUGUCAAGCUGCCCAGAGAAACUCAAUGGUUCCGGUUCUAUUAUUCAGAAAUGCCACCGGCCAUUUCGCAGUAAUGAGACGAAGGCUCGGGAAAGGCAUCAAUUGGCUCAUCUCUGUUGUGCUCUCUCUCACACCAAUGCUUAACAAGCUUGAGGUUUAUGUCGAGAUGAACUGUCAAUUCCCAUCGACCCUGCCUGGAUGUCUUCCUAAUUUGAGGAAACUCAUUAUAACCGGGUCACGAAGUAUCCCAACUGACGAUCUUGAGGGCCUUGCUGGCCUACUGGAUGCAGCACCUCGACUGGAAAGAAUCGAACUGGUCAACUUGGACGUACGGGAUCCGGCAAAAGAGUCGAAGACGGGCUUCUGCCACGACACUGUCAAUGAGAUUAUACUGAGAUCAUGCACACUUCACAUCAGUCAGCUGGAGGCCAUCAUGCGUGGCUUCCCAAGACUACAAACUUUCAGGAUUGGUGCAUCAAGCCUUUGUAGACGCGCCAAUACACGAAGUCAAGAACCAAUUCCUCUGCACAGAUUUGAGGAUCUUUUGAUGCUGAGAAGCGACACUCUUAAACAUCUUACACUCGACUUUCCUGGUAUUCACCUCGACCAACCAGGUGAAAUAGUGCUCAAGGAUCUGUCGGAGAUGAAAGUCCUCGAGACACUGUACAUUGACAGCGGCAUGUUGGUUCGCGGAUGGCAGCGCCGUCAGCCUGGACGAAGGAUUUGCCACUUGCUUCCGCCGUCCAUCAAGGAGUUCGGUCUAAAGGGGAGAGCAUAUCAGAUGUUGCAUGAGGAGGUUUUGGAGAUGAUGGACAUGUCGACCUGGAUAUUCCCUCUUCUCCGAAAGGUAGUUGUUGCGGAGUUUGGAGACAAUUGGAUGAUUGACGGGGAUGAAUGGGAAAGGAGGUUUGCCUCGGCUUGUGAAGCUCACAACCUGGAACUUUCGUCAGAAGUGCCUCGAGGCUCACAGGGUUUGAUGCUCCCGGAGCCUUUUUGGGACUGA